Molecule: messenger RNA, 883 nt
Organism: Alnus glutinosa
Lineage: Eukaryota; Viridiplantae; Streptophyta; Magnoliopsida; Fagales; Betulaceae
Exons: 4
Coding region: 71-883 (270 amino acids)
Molecular function (GO): protein binding
Source: RefSeq, a predicted model, not a curated record
GCUAGCUUGAGUAUCAAAAGACUCCUCGUUUGUUCGGACUGCUCAAGAGGCUCAGAAGCCCAAUCUAAAAAUGGAAGAAGAUGAUAUCAACACGCCUGGUAGUGGAAGACAAGAGGCAAAUGUGGAUCUCCCCUGCAGCUCUAGUCAUAGCUCUACCGUUCCAUCGUUGGAAUUUCAAGUAGCCGGAGAUACCUCGACUACCUUAAAUACUGGCACGUCCCAUGGAGAAUCCGUGCAGAUAGAUAUAUCGGAGCCAUGCCCAAUUGAGUGUCGUCCCCUCCUUUAUGCUGCCAUAAAAGGUGAUUGGCCGGCUGCUAAGGCUUUUCUUGAGAACUACCCACACCAUGUUCGAACUCCAAUAACGGAAGGGCAAGCGACAGCAUUUCACAUUGCGGCGGCUGCACAACACACCACUUUUAUAACACAAAUGUUGAAAUUGAUCGUGAGUACUCCGAAGGUCUUGGAAUCGGAAACAACAUAUGGAUUUACGGCCCUUCACUCUGCUGCUCAAUCAGGAAACGUUAGAAUUGCUGAGCAGCUGGUGAAAAUGAACAGAGGACUGCUAUCGAUCCCGGAUCGCAAUGAAGACACACCACUCAUUGUUGCAGCUUAUCUAGGACAUAAGAACAUGGUCUCGUAUCUAUUCACUCAGACUCGUCUUGAACAUUUGACUAAUGCAAAACGCAUUGAGCUCCUUGAGUUUACUAUUGACAAUGAUAUGUUUGAUGUAGCGUUGGAAAUUUUGAAUAAGGAUCAAAACAUAGCAACUGCUGGCACUGAAUUAUGGUUUGAAUCAUUGAAAAAGUUGGCAAGGAAACCUUUUGCAAUUGGCAGCGAAAGCCAGCUAUCAUUCUGGAAAAGCCUCUUAAAGUACUCUUGUUAG